AUGGAGAACAAAUCUUUUGGGUUCAGGUCUGAGUUAACCCUCGACCCAUUUGUUAUUCCACCUGGAGGAAAGUAUCCCAUAUUUUUUCUUGGUCUUGUGAUUUAUUUUUUUGCCAUUUUUUGCAACCUGAUCUUGUUGACUUUGAUCAUUCUGAAAAGGAACCUUCACAAACCCAUGUAUUUCAUCCUGUUUAGUCUUCCCCUCAAUGAUCUGAUAGGCAUAACUGCAAUGCUACCAAAGGUUAUUUCAGACAUUGUUACAGAAACAAAUAAGGUUUACUAUCCUCUCUGUGUUUUGCAAGCAUUCUUGCUCCACAUGUAUGGCGGUGGAGUUUUGUUUAUACUUGCAGCAAUGUCUUUUGAUCGUUAUGCUGCCAUUUGCAUGCCGUUACGCUACAACUCUGUUAUGACCCCCAGAUUUGUUAUUUGCAUUAUCUCUCUAGUUUGGGGUCUUGACUUUGUCUUGAUUGUAUCAUUGUUCUCUUUACAGGCAAGGCUUCCCAGGUGCAAUUCUCUGAUUAUGAAUGUAUUCUGUGAUAACCCAUCUCUACUGAAGCUCACAUGUGAAAACACAACAGUCAGUAAUAUCAUAGGAUUAUUUAACACAGCUGUAAUGCAAGCUGUAAGUGUGUCUAUUCAGGCUUUUUCCUAUGUGAAGAUUCUGAUCACAUGUGUGUUUACAAGGAGGUCUGAAGCAAAGACGAAAGCUGUCAAUACGUGUGUUGCCCAGUUGCUUAUUUUAAUCAUAUUUGAAAUUGUGGGAACUUUCACAAUUUUAUCUCAUAGGUUCAAAAAUGUCUCAGCUGACUUGCAAAAGAUAAUGGGCAUGUUAAUAUUUAUUGUACCUCCACUUCUGAAUCCAAUUGUAUAUGGGCUGUAUACAAGUGAAAUACGAAACACUCUCCUGAGUGUCUUAAAAAAUAGAGUAUCCGUCUAAGCACUGAAUUUUGUCUUUUUGAACUGCAGUCACAAUCAAUCUGUUGUCUCAGAUAGUCUUUCUGAUAGUGUAAACAAAAUCAACUAUGCACGAGACAAUAGCAAGUGCAUAAAGUUGAACAAAAACGUAAAUCACUUUUAA
Molecule: messenger RNA, 1077 nt
Organism: Sander lucioperca (pikeperch)
Lineage: Eukaryota; Metazoa; Chordata; Actinopteri; Perciformes; Percidae
Gene: or71aq2
Product: odorant receptor, family F, subfamily 116, member 2
Exons: 1
Biological process (GO): G protein-coupled receptor signaling pathway
Cellular component (GO): membrane
Molecular function (GO): olfactory receptor activity; G protein-coupled receptor activity
Source: RefSeq, a predicted model, not a curated record